GAAAUGUUCCGCCCGAGGGAUUUCACUGUUUUUAUCUCUUGUGCGGUCCUCCUCAUCGUCCAGUCAAGUCAUGGUUCUGAGAUUAUUGAUGGGAAAGAAGUGGAGCCCCACUCGCUGCCUUUCAUGGCUUUGAUGAUGAAUCCGGUCUGUGGGGGGAUACUGAUCCACCCAUCAUGGGUCCUGACUGCUGCCCACUGUGCUGUAAUUGAGGAGGUGUCUCUUGGGGUGCACUCCAUCAAGAAAGACAAAAAAGACUCCUGGCAGGUCCGCAAGGUUAAGCAAAGAGUUCCUCAUCCUUGCUAUGAUGCAACAGAUAAGGUCAAUGACCUCAUGCUGCUCAAGCUCAACAAACCGGUGAAGCAAACCCAGACGGUGAAAUGGCUCCCGUUGGGCAACACCGUCAAAGACCCAGCGGCUGGCACCAGCUGUCUGGUGGCCGGAUGGGGCAUAACUAAGAACAACGUCAAACAAAUGUCGGACGUGCUGAUGUCCGUCAACGUGACCGUCAUCGACCGAGUGAAGUGCAACUCCCCAGAAUAUUACGGCCUUAAUCCCGUCAUCACUAGAGGCAUGAUAUGUGCUGGUUCGGACGGUAAAAAGAGUGCCGACACCUGUCAGGGGGAUUCAGGAGGCCCACUUUUGUGCGAUGGAGCGCUAGUCGGUGUCACGUCUUUUGGAAGGAAGUGUGGCCUGAUUAAAAAGCCCGGAGUGUACGCUUUCCUGUCAGAAAAACAAUUUAUCUGGAUCAAAAAGACCAUCAAAAAGUCUGAAAUAUAACGAGCCCCCCUUGUUAACUAUACCUCUGUAUUAUUGACGAAGUUAACCACUUAAUGUCUAUCUUUGUUUCUACUGUAUAUGUACAUUCACUUUGUCCUCCUGCAGCCUAUACAAAAGGGAUUUACAUCAUAGGGAUUUUUUUUCUUUCUAAAGCUGUACACCAAAGAGCUAUCUCUUCUAAGAUGAAAGCAAAACACCAAAGUGACAUUAUUCAAAACGUCAACCAGAGAGAUUCACCACUUCCUGCAUCAGAAGCUUAAAUUGUCUCUGAGUCUUCGGCUCAACUCGUGUGGAAAGAUUUUGUUAUAAAGGUUAAUUCACGGGCAGGUGAAUUAUUAUUUCCUCAUAAUUAAUCCAUAUUAUUAGCCGAUGGCUUGAAAAAACAAAACCAAUGACCUGUUAUUUAAUGUGUCUUUAUUGUGUCGUUACAGUAGCUCUGAAUUUCACACCUUCAUUGCAUCACAGAUUUGUGUUUCAGUUCUCUGCUUU
Molecule: messenger RNA, 1266 nt
Organism: Anarrhichthys ocellatus (wolf-eel)
Lineage: Eukaryota; Metazoa; Chordata; Actinopteri; Perciformes; Anarhichadidae
Product: granzyme A-like
Exons: 5
Coding region: 4-777 (257 amino acids)
Biological process (GO): proteolysis
Molecular function (GO): serine-type endopeptidase activity
Source: RefSeq, a predicted model, not a curated record